GGAUUGAAAUAUACAGAAUUCUUCAUGGAUAUAGUUGACACAUUCAACCAUUUAAUCCCAUCUGAGCACUUGGAUGAUGCCCUGUUUCUAGGCUCUAACCUAGAAAGUGAAGGCUGUGACGAAUUUGCCACCGGCCAACAUGUCAUAGAAGAUUCCUUAAAGAACAUGCUCAGUGAUAAAGAUCCUAUGCUUGGAUCUGCAAGCACCCAAUUCUGUUUACCAGUUUUGGAUAACGUAGAGCAUAACUUUCAGAUACCACCAUCAACAGGUGUUGGUCUUGAGGAUAUAAUGGAUGUUGGGGUAGAUAAGGUAACUGCUGUUGAUAUCAAUGAUGAAGAUGAUCUAAUUCUACCAGACAAGAAUCUUAACAGAUUAAAUGAGCCUACCAUAAAAUCACCAAGGAAAUCGCCGCGUUUAAAAGCACAAGAAUCCACAAGAACACUGAGAUCUAGUACAAUUGAGAAGACAUUGAAUGCUGCUGUGAAGGUUGCAAGUCCCAAAAAAUCUAAAUCUUCCCGAAAAGACACAGCAGUUGAUGAUAAAGCAAAAGAUGAGGAACAUAUUUUGCACAUCAGUGAUGAUAAAAGAAGCAAUAGCACACAGAAUUCAAGAAGAUCAACAAGAAUAGCAAAUAAGGACUAUAAAGAUAAAGUAACUACAGAUCAAAAUAACUCAAAUAAGGAGACGUUAGAUGAAGAAUCUGGUACCAUAAAUGAUAUUUUGUCAAACACACAAAGCAUACUGGAAAAAGAAGAUGGUAACUCGGAAACGUUGCAUAACGAUUCUCUUAUUUUGAGUACAAAUUCUGAAAAAGGUUUGGAAGAAGUGACAGAACAUGAUUUGAAUAAUUCUCAAGGAGACCAUUUGACAGAUGAUGUCUUAGAGACACCUGCAGAUGAAAAAGUGUAUAAUAACAACUGUCAGACUGAUGAUAAAAAAACAGAUGUAAUUUAUGAUAAAGUUCAUCAAGAGCUUGCGCUUUUAUCUGGAGUUGAAUGUGACAUGGGAGUUAAGACGGUGUUGCACCCAGAAAUUAAUGUUGAAUGUAUGUUGCAAAAUACUGUUAACAGCUCUGUCCAACAGUGUGAACCAGACAAAAAUUCUAUUGCUUCUGAAGUUAUGAAUACUAGUAACAAAUGUAAUUCUUUAGAAGAUAUAUCCGUUGUUGAAAGUUUAGUACAGAAUUGCACAGAAGAUGAAGAAAGCAGUGACAAGUUACAGACUAUGGAAAAGAAAAUGUCAGCUGGAAAUGGUUUUGGAAACCCAAAUCAUAACCGAAAAGGUGCAAAAAAGCUAAAACCCGGUUCUGCUAAUGUACCUACACUGACAGAAAAUUCAGCAAAAAAUAUUGCUUCCCCAAAAGAGGGCUUGCAUUCGCAACAUCAAAAGGGUAGGUUUAAAAAAACUAAUAUAACCCCCUCUGAAUCUCCAGCUCUGUCUGACAAGUCGAAAAUCAUUAAAGUAACGAAAAAAGGGGCUGUAGCUACGAAAAUCCAUAACAUUCCAAUAAAGACUACAAUUAAAAAGAAGCCACGUUCAUUUGAAAAAAAGGGUAAUCCCUCAACAUUAUUAAAACAGCUAGAUGAUGCAUUACGGGACAGUCAGGGAAGUUCGAAAGAAAUGUCACAAGUUGUGUCAUCUCAUGUACGUUCUAGGAGUUUAUCCCAUUCUAGUGAUAAAUCCGUAACUAAACAGUCAUUAUCAAAAAUCACUCCACCCUCAAAGGACAUGGGGGAACCGAAAGAAGCAGCUGAGCAAUCGGAAGAGAAGACAAAGCUUAAAAAGUCACUUCCACCCCGACAAAGAAGAAGUAGUAAAAGUGUUUCUGUUGAUGAGCCACCUUUGUUUAUUCCUGACAACAUUCCUACUGUAAAAAAAGAAGGUGCAGAAGUAACAUCACCAGUUGAUAAGUAUGUUUGGAAUCCAACAAGACAUUGCAGUUCAUGCAGAAAACUUCACGGAAAUAGAUUUAUGGUGGGAUGUGGACGAUGCGAUGAUUGGUUUCAUGGAGAAUGUGUUGGCCUCAGCCUUGGUCAAGCACAACAGAUGGAAGUGGAUGAUAAAGAAUAUAUAUGUGCUAAGUGCUGUGUGGAAGAGGAAAAGAUGGACACAUCACAGAUUAUUACUUCCAGCGAUAGUCAGAAACCGGAUCAACUCCAAGAGCAUAAAACUAUGGAAAUGAAUAAACCAGCGACAGCAGGAUACCCAGGUUUUACCCUAUGAAAAAUCUAAGCAGGCAGAUGAUACCAUAAAACAUAAAGUUAAAAUUUCCAAAAAGUCACAUGAUCUCCCGUCAGUCAGCGCUGGUUACAGGGGAGAGUCGAGAGCACUCUUAACAACUGCUGUCCCUUACGCUGCUGCUAGUGGACAGAAGAGAGCUGAUCAUCUGACUGGACAAGAGCAUCCUGAGCGAGGACAAAGCCAUUCAGUGCCAAGGGCAAAGAGGCCAAACUGCGCUACCCUUCCAUCACAAUGUAGCUCUGGAGAUAGUAAACAAGUCUUGGAAAAGAAGGAUUUGGAAAUGAAAAAAAAACACGCAUCUGACAAAAAGACCUUGCAGUCUGCCACAACAUCUCACAGAGUCUCUGAAGAAAAACGAGAAAGAUUUUCAAAAGAUUCUACAGCUGCUCCAUCCAAUGAUGAAAAAACACCAAAAUCAGGUGGUAUUGAGAAGCAAGACAUUAAAAGAAAGAAACCAGAAAAGAGAGGAUCUUCAUCAGGUUUUUCUAAUCCCUCUCCAUCUACACCAAAGCCAUCUGUUGACCAAAUAAGACAAAGUGUCCGGCAAUCUUUAAAAGACAUUCUAUUGAAAAGACUUUCAGAAUCGUCUUCAAAGAUUCCUGAAGAAAGAGCUACCAAAGUAUCAGCCAAGAUCGAAAAGGAGUUAUUUUCAUUUUAUCGAGAUACAGAUUCUAAGUAUAAGAAUAAGUAUAGAAGUUUAAUGUUUAACUUGAAAGAUCCUAAAAACAAUGUGUUGUACAAGCGAGUUCUCAGAGGAGACAUUACCCCGGAACAUCUCAUCAAGAUGACACCAGAGGAGUUGGCUUCUAAAGAACUGGCAGCUUGGAGGCAAAGGGAAAACAGACAUACCAUUGAGAUGAUUGAAAAAGAGCAACGUGAAGUUGAACGGCGACCAAUAACUAAAAUUACACAUAAGGGUGAAAUUGAAAUAGAAAGCGAUGCCCCUAUUAAGGAGCCUGAAACCAUGGACAUAGAGGUAAAAUCUUAUUUGUG
Staurois parvus is the source of this 3234-nucleotide messenger RNA. Lineage: Eukaryota; Metazoa; Chordata; Amphibia; Anura; Ranidae. The record is from the annotation of a GenBank genome assembly.